CUUCUCUUAUCGAUAAAAACCCCCCGUCAGGGUACCACCGGUACCCUCCUUGACCUCGUUGCUACCGCUCGUCGGCGCUCGACUACGAUCGACCAAAGAAACGCACGCCGCACUGCCUUAGAAAUAAGAAGAACCAUAAGAGUUUAUCACAUUCACUCCUAAGCUAGUGUCUCGCUGCUGGAAUAUUGUGUAAGCGAUUUUUUUUCUCUGUGCCUGUGGAUUUUUCGCGCUGUCCUCCAUUUUUCUCACCCCUCCCCCGCUUUUCGCAUGGUUUUGUGUGUGUGUUUUGGUUCCGCGCAUGAGUGGUUGAAGGUUGACAGUAAAGUAAAGGGUAAGGGGCUGGUAUACGACUCAGUCGCAGUACGCACGUACAGUGAUCAGGUUAAUUUUGUUGUUGGUGUGGCUUGAAAUAGAAAAACCAUGAACCGGAUGACGUGCACGACUGUAGCAGCAGCGGCUGCGGUCGUACUGGCCUGUUUGGUUGUAGGAGUCGCGGAAGGGCGGCACGUGGUGGUCAGAAGGGACGCUGACGAACACCACGACCCACACAACAAGAAACCCAUCGAUCCGCACAAGCUAAAGGAAAUGACAGACUGGAGUAUCUUGAGGGACAAAAGGAAAGUGGAAGCAGUAUCGGGAGUAAAGAACGCCGUCUUAGGAUUUGUUUUCAAUAAAAUAAACUCGUUCAUCGACCAGAAAACCGCAUGGGUGGACCAACUGGACCACACCAACAUCGAAAAGAACAAGGCUGCUCACAUUUUCCCACCCAAGGACCCAGUGGUCAGCCUGUCGCACGUCAUCACGGACGCCAUCGGUUCCAAACUGCAAUCCGUCGGGCCCUUGCUUAACCUGGUCACAAGCAAAUUCGGCAGUUUCAGUCACGGAGGUCACGACGACCACCACGGAAGCGGACACAAAGGGUUCGACCUCGUCGGAGGUCUGAUCAGCAAAGGGUUCUCGGCCAGUGGUCAUGGUAGCUCGGGUGGCGGACACGGACACAACGGUGGCCAUGAGGACAACCACUAUGACCCAACGGCGCAUGGCCAUGCCAUAUAGAUAUUUUGUAAUUGUUGACAUGUGGGUUUUGAGGGUGAGAUGUUUGGUGGAUAGGCGUUGAGGUAUUUGUGUAAGCUGAGACAGUUUGAUCGUUUUUAAUUAUAUCAUCAUAUACCGUUCUUACCGGAGUUGAAGCUAUCGAUUAUGAUCGGCUUAAACUCAAGCAAGCGACAACAGUAUCAGUUUCUACAGGUGCACACACAUUGAGUGGUGUAAAAAAGCGAUGUGUCACUUUUGGCGAGUGCAAAUGACAGAUGUCAAAAGACCUUUUCAGAAAACAAUCAACUACUCUACUCUACUAUGCACUGUACACGAGAUAUAAAAAAUAUAAAAAAAUGCGUAAAAUGUUAAAGAACAUUUUCGAUGAUAAAUGUUAGCAUUCGGUAUUAGGUGUGAAUAUUGCAUUUCUUGGAGAUUUUUAAGACUCUAUCUUCUGGAUUAUGAGUUGCGUCUCUAGAAACCUUCUUUGAAAAAUGCUCCCAGUGGCUAUAAAAUGUUCCUUAGUAACGAAUUGCAUUAGUCACAAAUGCUUAAGAAAUGCUUCAAGAAAAAACUUGGACAUAGAAAAACGUAAAAAAAGUAAUCUGAAGACAUAGUAUAUUAAGAUUGAAAGUUACAAAUUCAGCCUAAAAGAAAUCACAGCAUUUUUACUUUCAUUUCCUCAAACAUCUUGACAAAUAUUGAACAAUAAACACAUUUUGAUUUAGUUUUCAAUCCUGUCUCAGCUUUUACGUUCUUAGAGGUUCUGGAUAUGUCAAAAUGACUGGACCAUCAACUAUAUCAUCAUAUUAGGUAUGUUAUUUUUUAUUUAAAAAAAUUGGAAAAAAAUAAAAAAAAUCGAUAUCAACUAUACUUAAAAUGUUAUUUUAUUCUUAGUAGUGAAAGUAAUUUAAGACAACUUAGAUCAUUUUAUACGAAAUAGUUUUAGAGAACUGCACUGCCAAUAAUCUGAAGAGGACACAAAGAUGAAGGCGAUGUAAUUUUGUCUCCAUGUUGCACUACCAUGGAGUAUUUGAAGUAAUAUUAUUUAAAUUAGGAUUUUUCUGAGAUUUGCUUGCUAUAUACUUAAGCGUCAUUCUUUAUACGUAUAUUCAGCUUUUGCUUGCGUUCUAUUUUAAAAAAAAGUUAAGGUGACUGGAAAAUCUAUGAUUAUGCAUAUUCAUUGAUUAUACAUUAUAUUAUCACGCACCAUAAUAUAAAGUGUACGAAUUCGAUUUUCAAAACAGCACACCUCGUAAUCAGUAAUUGCUCAAUAUAUUUAAGAUAUUUACUAUUUGCUAAAAAUCAUUAAUUUGAUAUAUCCAGAAUCCCAAAAAGAUACUUAUUGCAAGAAAAACGCAUAUCCACCUAAACCUACAAACCUUGACAACACCGAUUUGUUGAGUUUGACCAGGUAGGAAAGCAAAAGCAUGUCUGUAGUACAUGCUACGUUGUUAGUUACAAUGUAAGAUAAAUUCCAUAGAAGAGCUUUCCUCAAAUGUUAAGAAUAACGUUCUUGCCCAUUGUGCACUGCAGAUUAUAACGCAUAAUACUUAAUAGUAAUAAAAAAAGGAAAACUUUUAUUAUAAUCAUAUGUUUCAUCGCUAGGAUCAUUUGCUGGACCUCAUAGUAAUGAACAAUAAAUGACGGACUUCUAUUGCUUCUCGCAACUUAUUCAUCUCUAAGUUCAUUUCGUAUUAUUUUUAUGGUUUCAGGGUUGAGAAAAAAAAACAAUUACAGAAUUGAUUAACGUAAUGGUGACGAUGGAAAAAGUUUCAGAAAAUAUACUUCUUGUGAGUUAUUCAUCAUUAAUCAAAUAUUAGCAAAUUCAAUGACGUAGUCCGGUUGACAUUCAGUAACUUAUUCAUUCACGCACUUAGGGAACGACCGUGUUGUUGCGCUUAAUCUUCUUGUCCAUUUUAAAGAUGCUGAUGUAAGGAGCUACAGCGCUAUCGUUCCAUUUCAUUGGGGGGUGGAACAAUAUCAUUCAAGUGUAAAUCUAGUCAAUGAUUAAUACUCAUCAAGUUUAUUUUAAUAUGACGUAAACAUUGGUACCAUACAAAACUCAUGCUUCGCUAAAUUUUCAUCUGACAUUCUCCUUUCCUUAGUUUUUAAGACCAUGCCUGACAACUGAAACAUUACUAAGAGCUUUUUGUAAGUAUUCAUCAGUAACGAAUAACAAUCACCGACUCAAGAUUCAGGCUAAGGUCAGGACGUCUACAAAAGUAUGUGAGGUAUCAUUUUGAUUGAUUUAUUGAUCCAACGUGAUUUGAUUACAUUUUAGAGAUUUCUAGCAGUUUUCAGUAGGGAUUAAAAAAAUUGAAGGUAUACAACGUUAGACUUGUAUGUCUGCACCCAAGUAUUUUGUACCAUUGUUUGGGCAAUAAAUCGUCUAAAUUAUCUCAAAUUUCAAGGCAUUUCACUGACCGCAAAUUAUAUUACACCCUGUACAUAUUAAGUAAUUCAUUAUUGGCGCCCAUUUACUUUCACCAUGACAGCUAUAACCUAUUUGUAUUUGUUGUAAUCUGCAUGUAGCAUGUACGGUCAUUCCAUGUGAGAUAAUAAAAAACAACCUGGUAAAUGUUUUAUAAACCUUUUUUAUUGCAAUUUUCAUAAUAUGUAUUUAUAUUUAUUUCCGUGUGUAGGAUACAAGAAGAACAUCCAAUUAUUUUAUUUGGAUUAAAGACAUUAUGUAACUAGAUUUUUGUGUUAUUUCUACUAGGUUACUGCCAUUUGUACAGAUCAUCUUUGCAGUUGGUUUAGUGUUAAUUAACACUUGUAAAUAACUUCUGUACGCUUUUGUAACAUUUUUUU
Acanthoscelides obtectus is the source of this 3849-nucleotide messenger RNA. NCBI's taxonomy places the organism in Eukaryota, Metazoa, Arthropoda, Insecta, Coleoptera, Chrysomelidae. The record is from the annotation of a GenBank genome assembly.